AUGGCAUCAGAGCAGAGUUCUGAUUCAGAUAAUGAAAGUGUGGAGAAGAAUGAUACCUCCAGCAAUACAAUGUCGACUUCCGCUGUCACAAACACGUCACCAUAUUACCUUGGUCCCUCUGAUAAUCCUGGAACGCCGCUCGUAGCUACAACGCUCAAAGGCGAGAAUCACCGCAAUUGGGCGCGCUCCAUAAGGACGGCAUCACGGGCGAAAAGCAAGUUAGGUUUCAUUGAUAGAUCAAUCAAGAAACCUGCAAAAACCAGUCCAGACUUUUACAAUUGGGAGAAGGCUGAUUCAAUGGUCGUGGCAUGGAUCAUUAAUGCUGUAGAUCCAGUUUUGCACGGAAGCAUCUCGCACGCAUCAACUGCGAGAUAUUUGGGAAGAUCUGGAGGAGCGCUUUGCUCAAACAAAUGCUCCUAG
Vicia faba (fava bean) is the source of this 420-nucleotide messenger RNA. NCBI's taxonomy places the organism in Eukaryota, Viridiplantae, Streptophyta, Magnoliopsida, Fabales, Fabaceae. The record is from the annotation of a GenBank genome assembly.